Messenger RNA from Salmo salar (Atlantic salmon), 4003 nucleotides. The record is from RefSeq and is a predicted model, not a curated record. Lineage: Eukaryota; Metazoa; Chordata; Actinopteri; Salmoniformes; Salmonidae.
GAUAAACCUUUUUGAGUGCAAUGUUUACUGUUAAUUUCAGAUAUUAUUUUGUCGAUGUCGUUUUGUGUCUUCUCACUUUCGUUCACUUGUUUUGGCACAGUAAACAUGUUGCCCAUGCCCGUUGAUGGACACUGUGUAGGGGGAGGAAGACAGAGUAUCAUUGUGGCUAUGAUGCACCCUGGAUAGAACACGGCACAAGUGAGAGAAAACAGCAUCUACCAGGCGAGCAGAGAGAAUACGGAAAGAGUAAAACACAUCGCGUCUCUAAAUAGACGUCAGAAAAAGAGAAGUGUGAGAAAAGAGAAAGAGAGAGAGAGAGAGAGAGAGAUGUGUAGAGCUAACUAGUAGAUACACUAGUGUCCACAGUAGCAGAGUGUCUUAAGGGAGGGACAGAGAGAGAGACAGCCACUGAGACCCUAGUGGGAUUGCAGACUAUACUGGGACAGACUGAUUGUGUGGAUUAACCAAAUAACACCGACAGGAUACGGAAUAACAGAUCACGGUUAAAGAGGAGAAGGAAGGAGAGAAAAGAGGAAGAAAGAGGGAGGUGAUAUACAGACAGACGGUCGAGUUUUGACAGGCGUGAAGGAGAUUCAUGGGUAACCUCCUGAAAGUGCUGGCUUGCUCCGAUCUUGAGCAUGGCCCAAUCAUUUUCCUUGACUUUGAACAUGCCCAGCCCACGGAGGCAGAGACGGCGGUAUGGAACCAGGUCAGUGCUGUCCUGGAAGAGGCCCACGGCAUCCUGGCUGAACUACAGUCUUAUAACGGGGCGGGACAGGAGAUACGAGAGGCCAUCCAGAACCCAGGUGAUCUGCAGCUACAGGAGAAGGCCUGGAACGCAGUCUGCCCCCUGGUGGCCAAACUCAAACGCUUCUACGAGUUCUCCCUCCGACUGGAGAAUGCACUGCGUAGCCUGCUGGAGGCGCUGACGAGCCCUCCCUACGCUCCCAUGCAGCACCUGGAGAGAGAACAGGCCCUGGCCAAACAGUUCGCUGAGAUACUCCACUUUACCCUCAGCUUCGACGAACUAAAGAUGACAAACCCAGCCAUUCAGAAUGAUUUCAGCUACUACAGGAGAACCAUCAGUAGGAACAGGCUGAACAACCAGCAGUUGGAGGCAGAGAACGAGGUGAACAACGAGAUGGCCAAUCGGAUGUCUCUGUUCUACGCCGAGGCCACGCCCAUGCUGAAGACCCUGAGUAACGCCACCACCAAGUUCGUGUCAGAGAAUAAGACCUUACCCAUUGAAGACACCACAGACUGCCUGAGCACCAUGGCCUGUGUGUGUCGCGUCAUGCUGGAGACCCCUGAGUACCGCUGUAGGUUCACCAACACAGACACCGUAUUGUUCUGUAUGAGGGUGAUGGUGGGAGUGAUCAUCCUGUACGACCAUGUCCACCCUGUAGGAGCCUUCGCCAAGACAUCCAAAAUAGACAUGAAGGGUUGCAUCAAGGUGCUGAAAGAACAGCCUUCCAACAGCGUGGAGGGACUACUGAACGCACUGAGGUAUACGACCAGACAUCUAAACGACGACAGCACCUCCAAACAAAUCAGGGCUCUUCUUCAAUGAGAGAUGGAAGAGAGGCGAGAGAGAGAGAGAGAGAGAGAGAGAGAGAGAGAGAGUGCACACAGAGGGAGGAGAAGAAAAAACCGAGGGAGAACAAACUGUGGUGGCUGAAUCCUGUUUGUUUACAAGAAUGAAAAGCUAAAUGAUCAGGUCUGAUAAAAAAAAAAGAACUGAUGAAAAGAAGAAGUUUAUGUAUUGUUCAUCAUUCUGUCUCUCAUUUUGUAAAAAAAGAAAAUGAAGGAAAAUAAUCUAUAGAGAUAUAUAUUAAAGAGAGAAAAAAACAAAACAAGUGUUACCAGAUUUCUAAUAAGUAAGACUAAAGAGGAAGAACAACAAGGAAAAAAGAUAUAUUAGAAAAAUAUAUGGUCACGAAAUAAAACUGAAGCAAAAAAAUGAAAAUAAACAAAAAGGUUCAUAUUCCAACAACGUUAGUCUGAAGAAUAUUUUUGCAUUCACGUAGAAUAUAAACAACACUGUUUGUCAGUCUCCACCUAGUCGCUGGAAAGAUUUUAACCAGGCUCCAUUACAAACUGUAAAGAAUAGACUGGGAUUGACAAAACGGCCUGAUUCCAAACCAAUGGCUUCUUCUUUUCCAAAAGACCUUGUUGACUCCCCUUGAUCUAAAAUGACUUGGAGUUGGAAGCAUUAUGGUGGAAACACUUCAUAACAUACCAGAAGGCUAAUGGGAGCUUUAACCGUAUUGCUGAUACCAAUCCAAACAAUUUGUCAGAUUGUCAACAAGGUCCUAGGGUACGGGGAGAGGUAUUGGUUUGGGACCGGGCCCCUGUGUAGAUUAUGCUCAGUCACUGCAUUGAGGGUCCAUCCCAAUAGUUUGAAGGGGCUUCCUCUUCUCCUCGUCUCCUCUCCUUGUCUCCCCUCCUCCAUUUACACUGAACUGAAAACACAGGCGUUAAGUAAGUAUUGCAGAUGAAAAAAAGGGGACGAGGAGAUAAGGAGAGGAAGCUAUUUUACUGUAUUCACAUGCCCCCAGACACUGCUCAUCACACACCCACUCCGACCCCCCCCCCCCCUCACCCCCCCACCCCCCUCCCACCUACUUGAAUCGUAACCACGGGAACUGUGGGAGUUUUUGGCACUAGUACGUGAUGUUAUGCCGUAAAUGGAGUUUGUGAAGAAUUUUGGUGAUUCAGCCCUCUCUUUAUGGUGCUAAAACUUUUUAACUAUCUACAUAAAACCUCACACAACAUUUCAUACACCUAGUGCCAAAGCUACUGCAUCAUCAGCAGGUGAGGAUUGGGUUAAAGGAGAUACUGACGGCUAGCCUUGUAACACUGCUUGGUGUCUACCUUUAGGGGGUUAAAGGAGAUACUGACUGCUAGCCUUGUAACACUGCUUGGUGUCUAUCUUUAGGGGGUUAAAGGAGAUACUGACUGACGGCUAGCCUUGUAACACUGCUUGGUGUCUAUCUUUAGGGGGUUAAAGGAGAUACUGACUGACUGCUUGCCUUGUAACACUGCUUGGUGUCUAUUUUUAGGGGGUUAAAGGAGAUACUGACUGACUGCUUGCCUUGUAACACUGCUUGGUGUCUAUAUUUAGGGGGUCCAAAAGGCUCCAGGACAUCACAGUCUACUGCUCCAAUCCCUACAUAGCCAACCAGCCAUCAGUAAACCAUAUUCUGUACAUUGUGAAAUCUUGGAUGUGCCAUCUUGGAUGUUUUAGGGAAUACUCUAUUGAAACAUAAAGAGAAGGGCAGAGACUAUCAGAGAGGGACAAAGACCUUAUCAUAACAAGAGGGUAUAUAAACACACACACACAUAUAUGCACACAGGCACAGUCAUUAGAUUACUCAUAGAGUCGCAGUGUAAAUAAGUGAGCAAGCUGAGUAUUUUCUCAUCAGGCACCUACAAGGCCAGCUCUGGUCCUCCAGGAUAGAAUACACAACAACAAUAACAAAUGUGCUUAUGUUCCACUAGACAUUUCUUCUUUUAGUAUGAGGCAAAUAAAACAAAUGUUGUUGAUAAAGUAGGUAUUGAAAAUAAAGAAGUUGAAAAAGGAGAUUUAAUUAGCAGAGCUGUACUUUCCAUGUCUAUAGACCUUAGUCUAACUUCAGUUGAUCUUAGAAUAUAUUUUCUAUACAGGGAUAUGUGGUACAAGCAUAUUCUGUAUAAAUAUAUAGACGGCAUGGUGUAAAAGUUCUGACAAAAAUGUGUACAUAAAAGGUGUUUUUAUUCAUUUUUAAUUGUUCAGUGAAGCUGAAAUUGGGUAUGUGUUGUCUCUCUCAGAAAUACCAUGGCUUGGCUUGGACCAUUGAACUUGCUGUAGUGAGUCAUAGGUUUAAAAAAAAUAAAAAUAAAAUCCCAACCUCAUCUUGGCGAAUGAAACGGCGGGAAGGGUGGGACUAAGGGUGAGCUGUCCAUUUGCUUGUUAUUUUGUACAUUUUGUGCAACAAUAAAACUUGUCAUUUAUUACAUUCAA